GGGAUCUGUUCUGUUCUCUGCAAUUAUGACGUCAUUGGAGAAAGAUUCGAGCCCUCAGAGCCUGACGGAGCCGGAGGAAGUGAGAAGGGAUGCGCCCAGACGGAGGGUCUCACUCAGUGGCAUGGCCAACCAUGUAAGCAAGGCACCCACCAUGAAGGGACGAGAAAACGAUGAGUAAUGAUGGCAUAUAUAACGUAAUCGAGAUCUGUUGCUGGCGUGUGGUGUGUCCAGGUGGUAGCUGUGCUCGGGGCGCAGUGGGGCGAUGAGGGGAAGGGGAAGCUGGUGGACAUCCUGGCGAGAGAUGCACACGUCUGUGCCAGAUUCAACGGUGAGUGAGGAAAGACAGACCAACACUGAAGCCAGGCCUGGCAUGAAUCUCGCUUGUGCGUUGAUGGACUGCCCGUGUGCUGUGAGUGCAGGGGGAUCCAAUGCAGGCCACACGCUCCACGUGGUACUGUACGUCGCUCACAUCACAUCGAUCUACCUUCACGACCUGCACUGUCAUGUCAUGUGUCCUAACUUUAAUCCUGUGUGCUGUCCUAUCUUUUUCCAUUAUCAAAUGAAUCCAUCGCAUAUAUCGAUCAGGAGGGCAAAAAGUAUGCGCUUCACCUGCUGCCGUGCGGCUUGCUGUACAGCGGUGUCAAGAACCUCAUCGGCAACGGGGUGGUCGUCCACCUCAAGACGCUACUCGAGGAGUUGGAGCAACUCAAGGACUCGGACCCACAAGCCAUCACCAGGUAUACUAUACAUAUGCGGGGGUGGGUGCGCACACACAGUCAUGGGAUGGAUGGAUGGAAGAUCCAUUGCGUCUUUCCUUUGCCCUUUCCCCUUUCCUGUGCCUGUCUGUGUGGCAGGCUGUUCAUAUCCAACCGUGCGCAGCUGCUGUUCGACUUCCACCAGACGGUCGACGGCCUAUACGAAGCCGAAAAGACCAAAGACGGAAGUCAGUCAGUGGGAUUCGGACUCACACCAACCACAGCAGCGCAUCUGUGCCGCCGGUAUGGCUGUGUUGUCUUGUGUUGUGUUGUGUAUGGUUUUUAGAUCAGAUCGGCACGACCAAGAAGGGCAUCGGCCCGUGCUACUCGAACAAGGCGGCACGGUCGGGUGUUCGUGUGGGGGACCUCCUCUACUGGGACACAUUCGUCGAACGAGUAAAGAAUGAAGGAAACCACAUAUACGACUCUAACUCUAACUCUUCCUCCACCAUUGUGUGUGUGCAGUACACUCGGCUGCUGAACGAGUACAAGAAGCGGUGAGAUAGCGGCUCGACACACCACGACGCACUCGGCACACCAGAACCGUGCGUGUCGUCUCGUGUGUUGGCUGCUCGUCGCUCGUGCAGGUUCAGUUUUGAGCACGAUGCAGAGGAGGAGCUGGCGCGACACAAAAAGUACCUGGAGGUGCGGUGCGAGGGCGGGCGGAGAACACACACAGACAGAUAAAACAAAAGAGCUAGCUAGCUACAUGCCUGCGAAAUGGAAUGGCGUGCCUGUUGUGCAUAACAGACCAUCAAGGGUCAGAUCACCGACUCGGUCUACUUCAUGAAGGAGUCGCUCGACAGAGGCGAAAAAGUCCUCGUGGAAGGUACGCAGGAAGGAAGGAUGCACACACACACCGACCGACAUACACACACGCCACACAGCACUGUUUCGCCUAUUUUCAGGUGCCAACGCGACGAUGCUGGACAUAGACUUUGGGACGUACCCGUUCGUGACGUCGUCGAGCACGGUGGCAGGCGGCAUCUGCAUCGGCCUGGGCAUCCCGCCCACACAAAUCGACUGCUGUAUCGGCGUGGUCAAGGCAUACACCACACGAGUCGGCAGCGGACCAUUCCCCACAGAACUGCACGGUGGGUACGGCGGGCUGGCUGGGCGAUCGAAUGAAUGCAAUGCACAGACAGAGGGGGAGGGGAGGGAUGGGGCGAGCGAGCGAUUGUCGUGGUGCGGUGCGCGUGUGUGUGUGCAGAUGAGAUAGGGAAGCACCUGCAGGAAGUCGGUAAGCACUCGAGACAGCACUGGUGGGUGGGUGGAUGGCAUAGACGACCGGUCCCCGUGUGUGUCUUGUGUUGUGUUGUGCUGUGUUGUUGUGUGUCUGCCGGUAGGUAGCGAGUUCGGCACGACAACGGGGCGCAGACGCCGUUGCGGAUGGCUCGACAUGGUCAUGCUCAGGUAGGCAACACCUGCCCACAUACUCCGAGAUGAAGAGGCAGAGACGGUCCAUUCGCGCGUGUGUGUGUGUGUGGCAUGGCAUGGCAUGGCUGCAGGUAUUCUCAGUGCAUGAAUGGGUUCCACUCCGUCAACCUGACCAAGCUGGACGUCCUCACGGGCAUAGACCAACUCAAAAUCGCUGUCGCAUACAAACUGCCAGAUGGUACACACCUACGGUCGACAAGCAUCACAAGCAUCCACACCUCCAUUCCAUUCCAUGAAUCCAUACCCAUCCCUCCCUCCCUCCCUCCCUUGUUUGUAUUCCUUCCUUCCCUUCCUCCCGCAGGCACGGUUCUGCCCGAGGGCUACUUCCCUGCUGUGUUGGAGGAGCUGGCGAGCGUGGAGGUGGUGUACGAGACCAUGUCCGGCUGGACCGAAGACAUCUCACAGAUGACCACAUUCGACCAGCUCCCGAAAGCAGCACAGGUCAGUCAAGUCAGUUUCCGCACAGACAGACAGACGAGUGAGUCCAUCACACGUGUGAGUGUUUGUGUUGUGUUAAGGACUAUGUGGUGAGGAUUGAGACCCUCAUGAAGGUGCCGAUAUCAUGGGUACGGAAGGCACAGACCGACCGACAGUCAGACAGACAACGAAGCCUGCCUGACCUGUCUGCUGCGGGUGUGGUGUUGAUGUGUGUGUCAGGUUGGCGUCGGCCCCGACCGGCUCAACACGAUCCGCCUGCGCCCCUGAGAGAGACAGACAGAUAGACAUGCGUGUGCCGACCCUACCCGACUCGCUAUGCCUUGCCUUGACGUGCCUGCCGUAGAGAUAAUGCAAUGCUCGAUAGGAUAGAUGUGGUCAUAUACCUAC
Molecule: messenger RNA, 3017 nt
Organism: Vitrella brassicaformis
Lineage: Eukaryota; Vitrellaceae
Source: the annotation of a GenBank genome assembly